This is a messenger RNA of Eurypyga helias (sunbittern), 1458 nucleotides long. RefSeq names its product synaptotagmin IV (gene SYT4). Gene Ontology annotation, cellular component: synapse; axon; membrane. NCBI's taxonomy places the organism in Eukaryota, Metazoa, Chordata, Aves, Eurypygiformes, Eurypygidae. The record is from RefSeq and is a predicted model, not a curated record. Gene Ontology annotation, biological process: cellular response to calcium ion; regulation of calcium ion-dependent exocytosis; regulation of dopamine secretion. The annotation marks the transcript as partial. The transcript is spliced from 3 exons. Gene Ontology annotation, molecular function: calcium ion binding; clathrin binding; phosphatidylserine binding.
AUGAAAUUCCUACAGUGGUUGGGAUCUUUAGUGCAUUUGGGCUUAUCUUCUCUGUCUCCCUUUUUGCUUGGAUCUGCUGUCAACGUAAAUCUUCCAAAUCCAAUAAGACCCCUCCAUAUAAGUUUGUCCAUGUUCUGAAGGGGGUUGAUAUUUACCCUGAGAAUCUCAACAGUAAGAAGAAGUUUGGAGCAGAUGAUAAAGGUGAAGCAAAGAAUAAAUCAGCAAUGCCAAAGAAUUCUCUCCAUCUUGACCUGGAGAAGAGAGAUCUAAAUGGCAAUUUCCCCAAAGCAACCCCUAAAAUCCAGAGCUCUCCAGAUCUUGAAAAUUUGUCUCCUAAGCACUUUUCUGAAAGGAAAAAAGAUUCAGUGUCCCCUGAUAGUUUAAAAUCCAUUGCCUCCCUGUCAUCUGAAGAUAAACAAGACAAGCUAGGAACUCUUUUUUUCUCCUUAGAGUACAACUUUGAGAAAAAGGCAUUUGUAGUGAACAUCAAAGAAGCACGUGGGCUGCCAGCAAUGGAUGAACAGUCAAUGACUUCUGAUCCCUACAUCAAAAUGACAAUCCUGCCUGAGAAAAAGCACAAGGUGAAAACCAGAGUGCUGAGAAAAACCUUAGAUCCAGCUUUCGAUGAGACCUUCACGUUUUAUGGAAUCCCCUAUAGCCAAAUUCAAGACUUAACACUUCAUUUUAUGAUCCUGAGCUUUGACAGGUUUUCCAGAGAUGAUGUAAUUGGAGAAGUCCUCAUUCCCCUCGCAGGAAUUGAAUUGUCAGAAGGAAGGCUGCUGAUGGACAGAGAGAUCAUCAAAAGAAAUGUUAGGAAAUCAUCUGGACGUGGAGAAUUACUGAUCUCUCUCUGUUAUCAGUCUACAACAAACACACUCACUGUGGUUGUUUUAAAAGCCAGGCAUCUGCCUAAAUCUGAUGUGUCAGGAUUAUCAGAUCCUUAUGUCAAAGUGAACCUGUACCAUGCUAAGAAGAGAAUUUCUAAAAAGAAAACCCAUGUGAAGAAAUGCACCCCUAAUGCAGUGUUCAAUGAAUUAUUUGUCUUUGACAUUCCUUGUGAGGGCCUUGAUGAUAUCAGCAUUGAAUUUUUGGUUUUAGAUUCAGAUAGAGGGUCAAGGAAUGAGGUCAUUGGCCGGUUAACCUUGGGAUCUUCAGCAGAAGGAACAGGUGGAGAGCACUGGAAAGAAAUUUGUGAAUAUCCUAGGAGACAAAUUGCUAAAUGGCACAUGCUGUGUGAUGGUUAGCAGCUUAGAGAGGGGUUGGAACUUGAAAAACUAUAUAUAUAUCCAUAGGCAAGGAGCAGUUUUCUUUUUUUUCUUUCUCUGCUAUGUUUAAUUACAGGCUUGUAAUGAAAAGAUUUUUUUUUUUUUUUUUUGAACGAUGGGGAAUAAAAACUGGAUUGAAUUAUCAAAACAGAAGGUAACUAAAUUUUCACAAUAAAUAAAGGAAUUCAUAUUU